UUUUGUGUAUCUGUAUCUUCCCCAAAAAAUUUCAUGAAAUAUCUUAUCUUAUCGGUAUCUUUGAUAAAUUUUGCUCAAAGAUACCGAUAAGAUACAGAUACUUGCAUUUUAUCUUAUCUAUUGAAUUUAUCAGAUAAGAUAAGAUAAGUUACUAAACAAGUGCGGAUUUUUGUUUUUUUUGGCGCCACUUGUGGCUCACAAAAUAUGUUGUUUAGCAUAACCUCAUUCACACUUUGUCACUUUCACAGCAGUCGAAAAUUUACUCUUUUUUUGUUCUUUUUCAAAAGUCAUAGUUUCACAAUUCACACGUGUUUCGUGUUAAGUAAGUCGUGGUUAAUCGUAGGUUACACACUCAUUAUUUUUCAAAAAGAAUUUCACUGUGACUGACUAUUACAAACAAUGAAGUAGAGUGUUGGAGACCUGGAGUACACUUUUCAUGGCUCCCCCUUUUAAGAUGCCUCAUGCAAAGAAAAGUGCCCCGAAGUCUCGAAGUCGAGGUCGGGGUUCUGUGUCAAACCCGAGAGGUAGAUCUGCAGCUGGAGCUAGUGCACAAAAUCAACUGGACAGAAUCGUUAAUGCCUUGCCCAUUUCUCAACUACAUCAAAAUCAGCUCACUGAAGAAGAAGAAGAGAACGCAGAGAGAGAUCAAUCACAAGAUGACAGUAAUGCUGCCAAUAAUAACACAGAUGAAUCUAUGAUGGAACAGACCAUCAGUUCUGAUGUUCAGGAGGAACCACCAGGCCAGCCAAUUUCAUCUUUCGUGAUAUCAAACUGGGUUCCUGCGUGGAGACGCAAAUUUUUCUAUGAUUGGCGACAGGAUUCGUCAACUGGCAAAAUAUAUGCGAAAUGCGAACUUUGCAAAAGCUGUCAUACCAAUCGCCACCUUACAGGAAAUCUGUCUUCGUUUACCAACUUCACUAAACAUCUAAAAGGUGUCCAUUUAGAAGAAUGGAAAGCUUACGAAGACCAGCAGUCGAAAAAGAAAGGCGACCCUAGACAGCAAUCCAUCAAGGAGUAUGGCACGGGUAAAUCAAUUCAUAAGUCCAGGCAGCAGCAACUCGACAUACAGUUAACGUAUUCCAUGGCCGAGGACAACAUUCCCCUCAACAUUCUGAAAAGACCUCGAUUCAAGGAAUGGAUUCAGAACGGCAUGGUAGGAUACCAGCUUCCUUCUAUGGAAAAGAUGCGAAAUUCUAUGUUGCCUAAGAUUGCUGCCGCUACUAAAGAAAAGGCCCUUCAGUUGCUGAAGACAUGUACUUCAUUCAAUAUUAUUCUUGACAUUUGGUCAUCUAAACAAAUGAUGGGAUACAUCAUAAUAAACUUUUGUUAAUUGGUUUAUUAUAUUUUUUGAUGAAACAUUUCAUUUUCUCGUUUCGUUUCCAUUUCAUCAAUAUGCUCACCAUGUAAUGGAAAAAAUACAGAAAUUUAGCAAACAA
This is a messenger RNA of Daphnia magna, 1436 nucleotides long. RefSeq lists its product as uncharacterized. The record is from RefSeq and is a predicted model, not a curated record. Bases 437 to 1330 code for a protein of 297 amino acids. The transcript is spliced from 4 exons. Lineage: Eukaryota; Metazoa; Arthropoda; Branchiopoda; Diplostraca; Daphniidae.